Molecule: messenger RNA, 351 nt
Organism: Jaculus jaculus (lesser Egyptian jerboa)
Lineage: Eukaryota; Metazoa; Chordata; Mammalia; Rodentia; Dipodidae
Gene: Dppa5
Product: developmental pluripotency associated 5
Exons: 3
Coding region: 1-351 (116 amino acids)
Biological process (GO): regulation of gene expression
Cellular component (GO): cytoplasm
Molecular function (GO): mRNA binding
Source: RefSeq, a predicted model, not a curated record
AUGGGAACACUCCCAAAGCGUCAAGAUAUCCCGCCUUGGGUGAACGUUCCCGACGACCUGAAGGAUCCAGAAGUGCUCCAGGUCCAGACCUGUCUGCUGGAAGCCAUAUUUGGCCCACACGGAUCUCGAGUCCCCUACAUCGAGCAAGUGGGCAAGGCCAUGCUUGAGUUGAAGGCUCUGGAUUCCCCGGGCCUCACGGAGGUCUUGGUUUACGGCUCUUACGUGUGCAAGCUGCGUACCAAGUGGAUGCUUCAGUCCAUGGCUGAGUGGCACCGCCAGCGGCAGGAGCGAGGAAUGCUCAGGCUUGAGGAAGCCAUGAAGGCCCUGGAGCUAGACCCUUGGAUGAAGUGA